Pipistrellus nathusii (Nathusius's pipistrelle) is the source of this 1125-nucleotide messenger RNA. The record is from the annotation of a GenBank genome assembly. NCBI's taxonomy places the organism in Eukaryota, Metazoa, Chordata, Mammalia, Chiroptera, Vespertilionidae.
AUGGCUGAGCCUGGAAAGCAACUGCCCGAGGAGGUGCUGGCGCUCAUCUUCCGCCACCUGCCCCUGCGGGACCGCGCUGCCGCCGCCAGGGUCUGCAGAGCCUGGGCUGCUGCCGCCGUCUGCAGCGCUGUGUGGCAUGACACGGACAUCAGUUGCUGCUGUGCGCAAGAAGGCAUGCUGCCACCGUUUCUGUCAACCUGCCUGGACCACAUUCGCCAUCUGCGCCUGGAAUUUGAGCCAUCGAAGGAGCCGAGCCGCCGGGUGGCCACGGAGCUGCUGACCGCGCUGGCGGGCCGGACCCCAGGACUCCGAGGCCUGCGCCUGGAGUGCCGCGGGGAGAAGCCGCUCUUCGACGCGGGCCGCGACGUCCUGGACGCCGUGCGCGCCAUCUGUCGGGCCGCUCGCGAACUGCGCCACCUCGACCUGCGGCGCCUGCCCUUCACUCUGGACGACGCGCUGGUGCUGCGGGCGGCGCGCGGCUGCCCCGACCUCCGCAGCCUUUUCCUGAACAACGGGACGCUGGUGGGCAGCGUGGGGCCGGGCUCCGUGCUCGAGCUGCUGGAGGCCUGCCCGCGCCUGGGCACCCUCGGCCUGCACUUGGCCAGCCUGUCCCACCCCGCCCUCGAGGUGCUGGCGGCGCCGGGCCGCGCGCCUUUCGCUCUCCUGGCGCUGCGGUGCGCCUGCCCCGAGGACGCACGGGCCCCCGCUCUGCCCAACGAAGCCUGGGCCGCGUUGCGCCGCCGCCACCCCGGGCUGGUGGUGGAGGUGGAACUGGAGCCCGCCAUGCCCGCGGAGAGCGUGACGCGCGUCCUGCAGCCCGCCGUGCCGGUGGCCGCGCUGCGCCUCUGCCUCUCCGGGGACAGCGCGGGCCCGGUGCGCUUCGCCGCGCUGCACUACGCCGCCACCCUGCGCGUGCUCGAGGUGCGCGCCGCCGCUUCGGCCGAGCUGGACUCGGCGCUGGAGCUGCUGGCGGGGCGCUGCGCGGGCCUGCGCGAGGCGCACUGCUUCUGCGUGGUGCGGCCCUCCGUGCGGCACGCCUUCCUCGCGCACUGCCCGCGCCUGCGCAGCUACACGCUCAAACUAACGCGGGAGCCUCAUCCCUGGCGGCCCACGCGUGUGGCGUGA